Peronospora belbahrii is the source of this 2661-nucleotide messenger RNA. The record is from the annotation of a GenBank genome assembly. NCBI's taxonomy places the organism in Eukaryota, Oomycota, Peronosporomycetes, Peronosporales, Peronosporaceae.
AUGACGUUCAAUGCUGCUGUUAUGGUCGUCUCUAUCGUGCUGAUGAUAGGCGCUGUAUUGCUAUUAGUAUGGAUGUUUGCCCCCAUUGUCGAGGCCAAGAGACUUGCAGAGGAGGUGGAUCCAGUGCAAGAAGCCACAUAUAUAGACCCAAAUAAUCACAACCAACGAUUAUAUUUUGGGUCUUUAGGUGAUGAACGGGCAGAGGUAUUGCUGACUGUGGUUAUCCCAGCGUAUAAUGAAGAAGAGCGUAUUUUGGUAACGAUCAAAGACACUGUGGCAUUUUUGGAUGAAAAGCAGCAGAAGGACCGUUCAUUUACGUACGAGAUCAUUGUGGUGGACGAUUGUAGUGUGGACAAUACGACGAACGUCGUUCUGACGGAGGUACAAAAACACUCGGUUCGCCGCAUUCGACUUUUAAAGCUGCAGAAAAACCAUGGCAAAGGAGGAGCUAUUCGUAAAGGAGUCAUGCGUGCACGUGGUGAGCGGGUACUGUUUGCUGAUGCGGACAAUGCUACAGAGAUCAGAGACUAUGACAAGUUGGCGCUUGCACUGGAGGAAGCUCAAACAUCUGGAAACAAUGGGGUUGUUGUAUGUGGCAGUCGCGCGCAUUUGGAAGAACAGGCCAUUGCAAAACGUAACCCGCUCCGGAACUUGUUAAUGUAUGGGUUUCACUUGAUUGUGUCGACGCUGUGCAUUAAAAAUGUGCGUGAUACGCAGUGCGGGUUCAAGCUCUUUGACCGUACUGCGGCGCGUGUGUUGUUUGCACCGAUGCAUAUAGAGCGAUGGGCUUUUGACGUUGAGCUAUUAUACCUUGCUGCCAUGAGUAAAAUGACAAUCAAGGAAGUCGCAGUGCAGUGGACAGAGGUACCAGGAUCAAAGCUUCGUGUGAUCUCGGCAACUAUCACGAUGCUGCGCGAAAUCAUUCUCAUACCCACUCCAGCACUUCCAUUCGAUAUACGCAAGCAACACAUUGUCUUUGUGUCCAUUGCUAUCAAAGGCCACGCACAGCCGCUGCUCCGAGUGGCCAGCGAGAUGAUCGAACGAGGAUAUCGUGUCUCCUUUGCCACUCACGACUCGGGACGAGAAUGGGCUUAUGCCUAUGGGGUGCCUUUUCUCUCAGCAGGACCCAUUCCAAUUUCAGCCGAAGAUCUUCGGGUCAAACUUCGUGCCAUGACGCGGGAUGCCUCAAAUUUUCGAGGAAUUUUGACCAUGUUUAAUGACAUUUACGUCCGUGCAGCAAGACCCAUGUUUGACGCACUUUUACCUCAGCUAGAGACCAAUGGGAGCAAUUCAAAUGCACCGGACUUGUUGGUCGUUGAUAUUGCAACGGUGGGAGCGCAAGAUCUGGCUCAUAAGCUAAAAGUCCCGUACAUUUUGAAUUCUCCGUCGCUAUUGUUCAAUCUUGGAGAAGCUCCGAGUUAUGUACCAGCGUGGGGCACGGGAUUUAGCGACAAUAUGUCGCUGCAGGAUCGAUGUAUGAACAUUUUGUUUCCUAGGUUAUUAUCCGUUGCGCUGACGCCACCGUUUAUGGAGCUGAAUAAAGUACGCUACGAGCUCGAUUUACCGCCAUUCAGAUCUCAACACGAUUUGUUCAAGGAAGCGCGUGUGAUACUUAAUACAGCAUUUGGACUUGAACACCCGCAGCCUCUUUCGCCACUUGUGGAUGCUGUGGGACCUAUCAUGCCGACACCGGGCGGAAAUGCUAGCAAGUUGGAACGCCAACCGCUUCCUGCCGCUCUACGUAGCUGGCUUGACGCAUCGAUGGAAUCGAUUCCGUCGCUGCGGUUGCGCCACCGAACUGCAUCCCAUCACCAAAAUAAGUCUUCAGGUGACCACGAGCUUGAAGGUAUCUCCGGUGGUGUGGUGUAUUUAAACCUAGGCACUAUGGUUUACAUUGAUGCGUGGCAAGCUCAAGCAUUAGUAGACGGACUACUAAUGGGGUCUAGUGACCAGCCUGUAAAAGUGCUUUGGAUCCUUCCAACAGACCAGCACAGUAUUUUGCCGCCUGCAUUACCACCUCGGUUGGUCUUAAAACCGCCUAGUUCAUCCCUCUCCAACCUAGAAAUUCUAAACCAUCCUGCUAUUCGAUUAGUGGUUUCGCACUGCGGCAUGAUGUCAACUCAAGAAACGCUGGUGAUGGGGAAGCCUUUAUUGUGCAUUCCUUUUUUUGUGGAUCAACCGGAUGUAGCAGCACGUGUUGCGGACGCUGGAGCAGGUUUGUCGCUGGACAAGAAUUUACUAUCGGCUCCCUACGUGCAUGCUGCAGUCACACAACUGCUGACAAAUGCUUCCUACACGCGUGCUGCACAGCGAGUUGGUUCGUUAUUGGAACGAGCUGGUGGAAUUGCUCGUGCGAUUGACGUGAUUGACGCUACUUUACGGUUGGGAUUUGAUCAUUUAGCCACAUUAAACCUGACAGCUCCGUGGCAUAAAACUGCUUUACUGGACGUCUGGGCGGUUUGCGCUGCGCUUAUCUGCUUGCUGGCUGUAUUUCUUCGCAUCCAGUGGCUACUGCUUUAUUUUCUACUGUCUGAAAGCUUUAAGCUUUGGUACAGUCUAAUCCUGGGACCAUCUUCCUAUGAUAAUGAUAUCACGCACGAAGACGGCGAUGAAGCAGAAGAUGAUCAUGACAGUAGUGACACAUUGCAGUCUAGAAGUUAG